Messenger RNA from Mus musculus (house mouse), 4829 nucleotides. It is a transcript of the gene Zc3h11a, whose product is annotated as zinc finger CCCH type containing 11A. The record is from RefSeq and is marked validated. Gene Ontology annotation, molecular function: metal ion binding. Gene Ontology annotation, cellular component: nuclear speck. Lineage: Eukaryota; Metazoa; Chordata; Mammalia; Rodentia; Muridae. The transcript has 17 exons. Bases 770 to 3148 code for a protein of 792 amino acids.
GAGCCUGUAGCCGGGCGCCAUCUUUGACGCUGGCAGUCCUGGGUUUCUGCUUGUUCGGCUGCUGUGAGGACGGCGGGCGACCGCAGCUAAGAAAAGAGAAAGACGUGGCAGCACGCGGGAGUCGGAGACAUUGUCAUCGGUUCGGUAAAGUUUCUGUUCUCUGGUGAAGAAAUCUUGAAGACCAGAAAUUGGAUCUUAUUGAAUUUUGGUGGUGUUUUUACUUUUUUCUUUUUUCUUUUUUUCAUCUUUUUAUUUUUAAAUUAUAUUGCUCAGCUAUGGAAGAUGGAUUUUUUUUAAAUUCUUUGAAUUUUAAGUUCAUCUUUAAAUGAACUUUUGUUGUUAUUUUUUUAUUUUUUUGAGGAGAUAACUAAUGCUAGCUGUCUCCAGUCUGACAGAGGUUAUACAAAUGGACUUAAUCUUCCAGGAGUUGGGAGAUGUUUUAAAGAUGUUUUAAAAACACAUCCUGUGUUUCAAUUGUGGCUGAGAGGUUUCCUUGGCAAUGUGAGGAAGAAAAUUCUUUCUACCUCAUUAUUAUUAAUUCAUGGAUUGAGUGUUGGUUCGACCUACAGGCGUAAUAGCUUGGAACUGAGUGAAGACACAGAUGUUCCUGUUGAGAGCAACCAGCUAAUGGUUACAUUUUAAAGACGAUUUCUGUGGCUGAGUGGUCAUUGGAAGAGUAAGUCCUUUUCAAGAGUCCUCGGAGCUGGUCUCACCUCGGAAGCAGUGGCUUGUUCCAGGAAGCCGGUUUUGGCCUGAGAAUUUACCCAGUAUGCCUAAUCAGGGAGAAGACUGCUAUUUUUAUUUCUAUUCUACAUGCGCCAAAGGUGACAGCUGCCCAUUCCGUCACUGUGAAGCUGCACUAGGAAAUGAAACUGUUUGCACACUAUGGCAAGAAGGUCGUUGUUUUCGACAGGUGUGCAGAUUUCGUCACAUGGAAAUUGACAAAAAACGAAGUGAAAUUCCUUGUUAUUGGGAAAAUCAGCCAGUGGGAUGUCAAAAACUAAACUGCGCUUUCCAUCACACCAGAAGCCGCUAUGUUGAUGGACUCUUCCUACCUCCAAGCAAAACUGUGUUACCCACUGUGCCUGAGUCACAAGAAGAAGAAGUAAAGACUAGCCAGCUCACAGUUCAACAGAGCAAAUUGUCUGUUCAGUCUAACCCCUCCCCUCAGCUGCGGAGUGUAAUGAAAGUAGAGAGCUCAGAAAACGUUCCCAGCCCCACACAUCCGCCUGUUGUAAUCAACGCUGCAGAUGAUGAUGAAGAUGACGAUGAUCAGUUUUCUGAGGAGGGUGAUGAAAGCAAGACACCUGCCCUGCAGCCAUCUCCUGACGUCCAUAAUGGAUUACGAGUGGCUUCUGCCCGCAAACCUGGAGUCAGUUUAAAGCAAGGUGAAUGUUUGAAUUUUGGAAUAAAGACUCUUGAGGAAAUUAAAUCAAAGAAAAUGAAGGAAAAAUCCAAGAAGCAAGGUGAAGGCUCCUCGGGAGUUUCCAGUGUUUUACAGCAGCCUCAGCCCAAUCCAGGCCCUGAGAAGGAGAAUGUUCGGACUGUGGUGAGGAUGGUGACUCUAUCCAGCAAACCAGAAGAGCCCUUGGUUAGACUGAGUCUUUCUGAGAGACUGGGGAAACGAAAACUUUCAGUGGGUGGUGAUAGUGACCCUCCAUUAAAGCGAAGCCUUGCACAGAGGCUGGGAAAAAAAGUGGAAUCGCCAGAAACUAACAUUGAUAAAGCACCAAAGAAAGAGCGAGGUCAUAAAGCUGGGGAGAUCCAUGUGAAGACACUGGAAGAAAUUCUUCUUGAAAGAGCCAGUCAGAAACGUGGAGAAUUGCAAACCAAACUGAAGGCAGAAGAACCUUCAGGAGCCGAUGAUUCUCCAUCAGGGACAAAAAGUUCUUCUUCAGUGCGGAUCAAAACCUUCUCUGAGGUCCUGGCUGAAAAGAAACACCGGCAGCAGGAAAUGGAAAGACAGAAAUCCAAAAAGGAUACAAGUUGCCUCACGCUAACAGACGACACUGAAAUGAAAAAGACAGUGAGUCUGCCCACUGUUGCUGUUAGCAAAGGACAACCAGAGGAGCCUGCAGGAAGAGCCAGGUCUAUGCAGGAGGUGCAUAUUAAGACACUAGAGGAAAUUAAGCUGGAGAAGGCCCUGAGGGUGCAGCAAAGCUCUGAGAGUAGUGGCAACUCCCGACCUCAAGCUGAGGCUGCCCCAGGGACAAAGAGGCUGCUCCGCAUCACCAAGAGAGCAGGUGUAAAAGAAGAGAAAAAAUGUGGCCUUGAAGACAGUGGUGACCCUCCUCAGAGCAGUGUGACUAAGAUGGAGGCUAAUGAGACUUCAGAUGAGACCAUAAGUGAUCCCACAAAACUUGCAGUCAACAGAUGUGACACUGUCAAAGAGAAACACACACAGAGACUGCAGGAGAGAGGAGCAUCACAAAAGGAGAAAGCAGCCUUGUCAUCUGUGCGAGGAGAUGAGGCUUCUUCUUAUACCCGAGUGGCGGGGAAGCCGGUGCUCACUGCUGUAUCAGGCGUCACUCGGCAUCUGGCAAAACGGCUCCCCGUGGAGUCAUCCCAGAAAGGGGAGGUAGAAACCUCCGGAAUCGGGGACUCAAUACUGAAUGUGAAAUGCGCAGCACAGACUUUGGAGAAGAGGAGUAAAGUCAAACCCAAAGUAAAUGUGAAGCCAUCUGUGGUCAAGGUUGUCUCAGCUCCCAAAUUGGCUCCCAAACGCAAGGCUGUGGAGAUGCACUCUGCCGUCAUCGCAGCCGUGAAGCCGCUCAGCUCCAGCAGUGUCCUGCAGGAAAGCCCCACCAAGAAAGCAGCUGUGGCUGUUGUCCCACUCCUCUCUGAGGAUAAACCCGUCACCAUGUCUGAGACAGAAAACCCAAAAGACAGUUCUGUGCUGUCUUCAGCCCAAGCUGCUUCGGAACCCUUGCUCCCGGAAGGCUCUGGCCCUUCCUCAUCCCAGACGGCAACAAAACCGCGCCGGCUGAGCUCCGCCUCCACGGGAAAGCCUCCACUCUCUGUGGAAGAUGAUUUUGAGAAACUAAUAUGGGAAAUUUCAGGGGGCAAAUUGGAAGCUGAGAUCGACUUGGAUCCUGGGAAGGAUGAAGAUGACCUUCUGCUUGAGCUCUCAGAGAUGAUUGACAGCUGAAACCCAAGGGGAUAAUGAGGACACUUAAAAAAAAAAAAAAAAAAAAAACCCUCACCAAAAACUGGACUUAGUUUCAUCUAUUUACCUGAGGUGAUAAUUUCUUUUAAGUCUCAAAUUUUGCCCAAAUCAAAAGUAUACCUCUGAAGUACCUGUGUGUCCUGGACUCCCUGGGGUCGGAUCUUUUACAUCCCUUGAUAAAUAACUGUUUUGUCCACUUGCUGCCAUUGUUGAGCAUCUUUGAGAAGAAAGUUCUGUAAUGCCCUUCUCUCCACCUGAGACUGAGCUCCAAAUGAAACGGUGCACGAGAACUCAGUGGUCCUCGAGGUGUUUGUUAGUGUGGGCUAGCUUCCCUGCUCUAUUUAUUUAUGUAUUGUCUUAAUUUUAUCAGAGUUUAAAAAUGAAGACAGCUGCUAACCAUUGUGGACCAAAUGUCAUGCUACCACUAAACAAAAGACCCACUCAGUCUGUGUUAAAUUGUAUGUCUUGUAUUUGGAAAUUCGUCUAAGCUUUAAAGAGGGCCGGGCAGCUCGAGAACCUGAGAUACGGACCUAACUCUGGACCUGGUCCUGUUGUGUUAGCUGUUCCGUGAGCCUCUGAAGAGCAAUAGCUAAUUUAUUAUUACUGUAAUUUUUUAAAGGCUUUAAAGUGCCUCAGGGGUCCCCUGAAACUAAUUUUCUAUUUCUGGGAUUCCCUGGAUUCUUUAUAAGAGAUGGUGACAUGACUAGGGAAAUUCUUUUUUUAGUAUGAAAAUUGUCCCUUCAAUACCUUUCUCUUACUGGCAUUGAAUUAUCACAGAGACAGAAAAUUGGUAAAUUUUUUUAAUUUCUAACUCUCCCAGGAAACUCCUUGCCUAGUAUUUAUUUGAUAUGCUUUAACCAUGGGGGGGUGGACCUCAAGCUGCCAGUAUUGAUCUACAGACUGUAGCAGUACACUGGGCUGUACUGUCAGGGAUGGCAAGAUGCUCUGGGGUGUAUUGGAUACCUCCAGUUUCUUCACUUCUGGAUUGAGUUUUCUUUUCUUAAUGUUGGUCCUCUUCACAUCACCUCAAGGUUUAGACUUGUGAAGGAACAAGUCUGAUGAGGAUAAUAGUCUUGAAAGGAGACACUGUACAGAAUUGGAAGAAGGAAAGAAAAGACUUGUUCAUUGUGAUACUUUCUGUAGGUGGCCAGUUUGUUUCUCAUAGGGAAAUCCUGGACCACCUGUCAUGUUGGCUCCUAAGGAACUGCUGUUGUAAGCGGCUCAUCAAGAGUUGAAGUUCAUGUAGCCUUGUUGGGAAUAUGGAAAAGGAAGAAAGCCACAGGACUGCCAGUUCAGUCUGGGAAGAUCUGGAUGAUUCUGCACAUGCAAAAAUGACUUGAAGUUUCUGUAUAGACGCUUGUACCGAUCCAUCUUCAGCUGACUGAAUGUUGUAUGAUAGCCCUUCUCCAAAGCAGAGGUGGAAGGUUCUGGUUUCACCACACAUUUUAUAAACACAUCUCCUGUUUUGAAUUGGCCUAUAGGUUGUAGGCCUCUUUUGUAUAUAACCUCUAUUAUUUUGCUUUAAAAAAAAAAAAAGGUCUGUUCAUAUUUAAUGCCCUGUAUUAGUCAAUGAUUUGUGUUCAACAUUAUUUGAACCAUUUGCCAUUAACGAAAGAGAAAUACUUAUUUGUGUUUUAAAUAAAACUGAUAUAGGAAAUCCUUA